Durio zibethinus is the source of this 1854-nucleotide messenger RNA. The record is from RefSeq and is a predicted model, not a curated record. NCBI's taxonomy places the organism in Eukaryota, Viridiplantae, Streptophyta, Magnoliopsida, Malvales, Malvaceae.
CGGACUGGUUUGGUCAUACAGAGGCAACCCCAGCAAACAUCAAAACUGGUAAAUUCUAGGAAGUUUUAAUGCAGAAACGAGUAAAUGACCUGACAAAUCUUCCAAAAACAAAUAUAAAAAAAUUUCCUUAAACCCCGUCCCUCUCUCUCUCUCUCUAUAAAUAAAGACUCCUCCGUCCUCUGUCACGCUUCAUCCUCUCUUUAUUUUCCUACCUCGUUCCCUCCUUAAUUUUAAUCCUUUCGUGCCAAAGCUGCCCUUUCUUUUUUCCUUUUUUGGGUUUUCGGUUUCUACUUUCAAACCUCUGCUCAUUUUCUGCUUCGUGGGAUUCACCACUUUCAACUGUGUCUGCUAAUAACCAUCUACAAACGACUUAAAUUUUGGUAAUCAAACCUCUAACAACUCACAAGAAUUACUACAGAUGAUCAAGAGAAACUUGGCAAAGUUUAACCAGACAAUGGGAUUUCAAAUAUCACAUUCCAAUAAGCUGAAAGUGAAACCUUUCUCGGAUCCAGAUAGUGAUGAUAAUGAUGAUGGUGCCAAUCAUGGCUCUGUGACAGGGAGGGUAUUAAUCCCACCUGAUGUUGUAGUCUAUGCUUCAUGGCUGGUGAAGCACCCAUCUGCUUUGAACUCAUUUGAUUCCAUAAUGAAAGAAGCUAAGGGCAAAAAGGUCGUCGUGUUUUUAGAUUAUGACGGCACUCUGUCACCAAUUGUUGAAGACCCUGAUACGGCCUUCUUGUCUGCUGAGAUGCGUGCGGCAGUUCGUGAAGUUGCAAAGUAUUUUCCAACAUCUAUAAUCAGUGGUAGGGGCCGAGAUAAGGUUAAAGAGUUUGUACAGUUGAAUAAUGUUUAUUAUGCUGGGAGUCAUGGAUUGGACAUAAUGGCACCACCUCGAGCAGUGAAGUCCUGUGAUAAAAAGGGGAAUGAAGGCGCCUUUCAACCUGCUAAGUUAUUUUUACCUGCAAUUCAAGAUAUAACCAUAGAGUUGGAAGACAAAAUUAGAGAAAUACAAGGUGCUAGGAUUGAGGAUAACAGAUUUUGCAUCUCCGUGCAUUAUCGGCAAGUUCCACCUCAGGACCAUGAAAUUUUAAAGGAGAAAGUGAAAUCUCUAGUUGAAAAUCGUCCUCAGUUUCGUCUGACGGAGGGUAAAAUGGUUUUAGAAGUCCGGCCAUCAAUAGAGUGGAACAAAGGUGAUGCCCUGAAUUAUUUGCUGGACACUUUAGGAUUUAGCAAUGCCAAAGAUGUUCUCCCAUUGUACAUUGGAGAUGAUCGAACUGAUGAAGAUGCAUUCAAGGUAUAUACAAAAUGAAUCUUGUUUUCUUUGAUUCUCUGUCUAUUCGACACUUUUUCUUUAUUAUUUCAGGUCAUAGCAGGUAGAAGGGAAGGGUUUCCCAUCAUUGUUUCUUCCAUUCCAAAAGAUACCAUAGCUUGGUACUCCUUGCGUGAUCCAUCAGAAGUCUUGGCUUUCCUUUUACGUCUGGCAAAAUGGAAGAAAUCGUAGGAUCCCUUCUUCAAGUAGAUCUUUGGGUCAUGUCAGCGGUUUAUAUAUAUGUACUGAAAUAACAGUGGAAAAGGGUCUUAAAAUGGAUGGAUCACUUUAGGGGUUUUUUUUUCAAAACUAUUGUGUAUCCAUCCGGCUUUUGUAAAUGAUAAAUCAGUUAGUUGUCAUGUUUAAGCUCAGGCUCCAAGACCCUUUCUUUUUUUUUUUUCCGCUUUCCUUUUUAAUGUGAAGCAAUUUGUAGCCUUCACAUUUACUGGUUUGAAUCAGUGGUAGUCGCCCUGAGAAACCAGUGCGGCCAUUGUCCCCUCGAAGCUUUUGUAACUUUUUGGUAUGUUGGAUUAUUGAAUAUUAUAUAU